GAUUGGUGUAGAGCUGUUGACGUCAGCUAGAGGAGGGCGGGGCUAAAGGAGGAAAAAGCAGCUGUUGAUCAGCUGGACUGAAACUGGAUCCGAGUUCCGAACCUACGGCAGAACGUUCAGAACCGGGAACCGGUCCAGUGGUCCAGAGAACCCAGCAGAACCAGCAGCGGUGCCAGAUUGGACCUGAAGGAUCCGAACGGUUCUGCAGAACUCCUGGCGAACGGAACCGGUCCAGUCAGGAUCAGUUAGCUUCUCACAGAUGGGGGCCCAGGUCUCGGUUCCGGACGGGGUCCACGUGGUGGUGGUUGGCGGCGGGUUCGGCGGCAUCGCGGCGGCGCAGCAGCUCCGUUCGGCCGGGUUCGACUUCACCCUGCUGGACCUCCGGGACUCCUUCCACCACAACGUGGCGGCGCUGCGGGCCUCGGUCCAGCCCGGCUUCGCCCAGCGGACCUUCAUCCCGUAUGUGGAGACGUUCGGAACCAGCUUCCUGCAGGGCCGCGUGGAGCGCGUGGACCCGGAGAGGCAGCUGGUGGUUCUCCAGGGAGGCAGGGAGGUCCAGUACUCCCACCUGAUCCUGUGUACUGGUUCUGAUGGUCCGUUCCCUGGGAAGUUCAACACCGAGGCGUCGCUGCAGGACGGCAUGACGGCGUACGAGGACAUGGUGGGACAGAUCCAGGCGGCGGACUCGGUUCUGGUGGUCGGGGGCGGAGCUACAGGGGUGGAGAUGGCGGCUGAGAUCAAGACGGAGUAUCCAGAUAAGAAGGUGGUUCUGAUCCACUCCAGGAUCGGGCUGGCCGACCCGCAGCUGGUCCAGAGCGUCAGGCAGCAGGCCAAGGAGGUUCUUCUGGAGAAGGGAGUGGAGCUGGUUCUGGGUCAGAAGGUGUCCAACUUGUCGGAGCUGCCACUGAACCGGACCCAGAAGAACCUGCAGGUCAGAACGGACAAGGGGGAGACUCUGGAGACGGACCUGAUCAUCUGCUGCACUGGCACCAGGAUCAACUCUGGAGCCUACGCCUCCAGCCUGGCGGGCAGCAUGGCUGCUGAUGGGGCGCUGAAGGUCAACCAGUACCUGCAGGUCGAGGGUUUCUCCAAUAUCUUCGCCGUUGGCGACUGCGCCGACCUGCGUGAGGCGAAGCUGGCGUACCACGCCGGCCUCCACGCCUACAUCGCCGUGUCCAACAUCAUCAGCAGCCUGAGCGGGAAGCCGCUGACGCCGUAUCGCACAGGUUACGUCUCCAUGCUGCUGGCGAUGGGCCGAGACGACGGCGUGGGCCAGUUCAACGGUGUCCGGCUGCCCCGCUGGCUGGUCGCCCUGGGGAAGAGCCGUGACCUGCUGCUGUGGAAGAGCUGGAGGGAGAUGCAGCAGAAGCAGCCCUGAUGGUCUCCAUGGAAACGCCUGAGGAUCACCAGCAUCACCUAGUGCCUAUCGCUCUGACCUCUGACCUUAAAGCUUAACAGCAUAACAUGUUAGCAGCUGUUUCACUCAUGAUUAUCGUCCAAACUGAUGUUUUUCUCUUCUGCAUUAAUAACCUCUGAAUAUAAACAACUUUUUACUGAAUAAACUCAACAUGUUGAAAAUG
This is a messenger RNA of Poecilia latipinna (sailfin molly), 1580 nucleotides long. RefSeq names its product AIF family member 2 (gene aifm2). The record is from RefSeq and is a predicted model, not a curated record. Gene Ontology annotation, cellular component: mitochondrion; cytoplasm. NCBI's taxonomy places the organism in Eukaryota, Metazoa, Chordata, Actinopteri, Cyprinodontiformes, Poeciliidae. Gene Ontology annotation, molecular function: flavin adenine dinucleotide binding; electron-transferring-flavoprotein dehydrogenase activity. The transcript is spliced from 10 exons. The coding region runs from base 260 to 1378 and encodes 372 amino acids. Gene Ontology annotation, biological process: positive regulation of apoptotic process; apoptotic mitochondrial changes.